GACGUUGAACCCUGCAGGCCCACAGGCCCCUCCACACUUCCUGUGUGGGGUUCAGAAAUCCGCCUCCCCUCCCAGCCCUAGGUGCCUGCUUCGGAAAAUGAAGUAAUAAGCCAACUGGCCUCCGCCAUCUUAGGUUAAGUUAGAGUCCAGUGGAAAAAAAGAUGCAGUCGGGGAAUCUCUGGAGAGUUCUGGGACUCUGCCUCUUAUCAGUUGGUGCUUUUGGGCAAGAAGAGAAUGAAGAUAAUGCAUAUAAAAUCUCCAUCUCCGGAACUAGGGUAGAGCUGACAUGCCCUAAUAAUCUUGAAUAUGAAGUAACAAAUUGGAAGCACAAUGGUGAACUAAAAAAUCAACAAGGGAAACGCCUAAUACAAGAAGAUUUUUCAGAAAUGAAACACAGUGGUUAUUAUCAUUGCUACAGUACAAGCACCUCGGAGAAGUAUCACAAUUAUCUCUACCUAAAAGCAAAAGUGUGUGAGAACUGCGUGGAAGUGGAUCUGACAGCACUAGCUGCAAUCAUCAUAGUUGACAUCUGCAUUACCCUGGGCUUGCUACUACUGGUGUAUUACUGGAGCAAGAAUAGAAAGGCCAAGGCCAAGCCUGUGACCAGAGGAGUAGGUGCUGGCAGCAGGCCCGGUGGACAAAACAAGGAGAGGCCACCACCUGUUCCCAAUCCAGACUAUGAGCCCAUCCGGAAAGGCCAAAGGGAUCUGUAUUCUGGACUGAAUCAAAGAGGCACCUGACAGCUCCUGAGGACACCGCAUCACCCAUUGGCCCAGGCUUGGCUCCUUCCUCCCCAGGCACCCUGCUACUCCAUUUCCUGGGCAAGUCUUGGAUGCCACAGGAAAACUGUCCCUCUGCCUACUGUAGAACUAACUCACACCUGCAGCCUUGUUCCCUCCCUCUUUCCAGUCUUCCUUGCUGGAGCCUAGUCCUAGGGUAUUGCUGCUUCAUUGUUCUUUGAAAUAUCAUUGCUACUCACCCCCUCACACCUGGCCUGCACUCUUGUCAAGAUAUUUAUUUCUGCUACUCACCACACUGCCAAUUCCUUUCUCUCCUAGUGGAUGUUACUUCUCCCUUCAGUGCCCUCCUUUUCCUGCCUAAAAGUUGCCCCCAACCCUAACUGUUCCAUCUACCUUUCUACUGUUGCAGCUCUCUAUCGACCCUCUGUGGGAAUACACUGCUGGGUGAAUGUUGGCAGAGGUCUUGACCCCUGUCACAAACAUUGGCCCAGAGCCAGCCCUUUGUUUUCUCUCCCCUGUCUGCACUGUAGGCUCCCCGGUGGUCAUUUCCAUCUCCAUAAAUGUGCUAGGCUCCUUGUCAGCUGGGAGAGAAAAGAAAUAAAGUGUGUUUGGCUAAAAGAA
This is a messenger RNA of Phyllostomus hastatus (greater spear-nosed bat), 1361 nucleotides long. RefSeq names its product CD3e molecule (gene CD3E). NCBI's taxonomy places the organism in Eukaryota, Metazoa, Chordata, Mammalia, Chiroptera, Phyllostomidae. The transcript is spliced from 8 exons. Gene Ontology annotation, cellular component: external side of plasma membrane; alpha-beta T cell receptor complex; membrane. Bases 162 to 740 code for a protein of 192 amino acids. Gene Ontology annotation, biological process: positive thymic T cell selection; cell surface receptor signaling pathway. Gene Ontology annotation, molecular function: transmembrane signaling receptor activity. The record is from RefSeq and is a predicted model, not a curated record.